CUCAUACACUUCCUCGGCUUGACUGUAGCGACCACCCUAUUCAUGGCCCUAUUUUUGGGUAAUUGCGCUUAAAAUGAAUGAGAAAAAACAAAAUAUAUCCAGAAAUACGUUUCUGUAUCCCUCCUUGAAAGAUUUACGGCAGAGAAGAUGGGUAACUUUGAGUUUUUGGAUUGUUAUUAUCUUAGGUAUUCCUGUAUGGCUAAAGUUAGCAUACCCUGCUAGAUAUACUCUGCCGCUAGAAGCAAUGAGUAAUAUCAUCCAAGAUACACUGUCCAAUUUAAAAAUGACUUCCAAUGUUAAACUUCUACAUGUGCCAGAUCAAGCUAUGGUUGUAGAAAAGAUACAGUCUAUAUGGAACGAGGAACCAAUGUCUUCUAUCUAUAGCGUUCGCAUUGUAAAUGAAAGUGUCGAUGCAGACUAUUUCGUCGACCUCGCGAAUGAAACAUCAGCUACACAUUGGGAAGGAAGAACGUUGCGUUUACAUUGGAAGAAAAACGAUGACACUUUGGAAGCGGCAAACGAGGUGGUUAACAAACUUUGGGAUAUUUUUGGAUCAGAAAUGCAAGAAUACGAUUAUCGCCUUUCCGUUUUAAAGCAUGAGCUUUCACCUAACUUACCCAUGCUUAACGAAGACAAGCGUGUCGUGCCGUACAGUCCAAGAUACCACAUUUUAUUAAGUUUGCUUGUUGGCGAACAAUAUGAUCACCUCAUUACUUGGCCUUUAAAAGAAGCGUUUCAGAAACACUUUGCACCCGUUUUACAACAGUUAUCGCCUGUUGCCAAGUUUCACGUCGAAUCCCAAAUUCAAUUCAGUGUUGACGAUGCCCCAGUGCGUAUUGAGCCCGACGGAACAAAACGCAUUGCCUUUGAUGACCUCCCCAGAAUUGUUAACAACUUUGGAAAAUUUCUUCCCCCAUCUACUAAUGCCGACGAGCCUACCAUUCAUUUCGCUAUCUACAUUCCAAGUUUUCCGCUCCAGCCUUUGCAACUUGAAGACCAAACGCGACAACCCAUCCCAUCAAACUCGAUGCUUUUACCACAGUGGGGUUCCAUAUACACUGUCAAUAUCGCGAAUUCCUCCGUCUCGGCAUUAGAGCCCGAACAGCUCGAGCUAUCUUUCCACAUCUUUGCCCGUGACCUUCUGUUGUUGUUAGGUGCAAGCCAUGUCCAAAGCUGGAAGCUCAAUGCCUUCCUUCUUGAUCGUCUAAUGCGUCAGCGGAUCGUGGAAAGCAGUAUGAAAACGGCUGAAUCAUUGUCCGGACUAGCUCGUCUCAUUCGUUUCAUCCCCAAUAUGGCCAUUCCUAAAGAGGUUCAAGCUCUCGCUUUGAAAACAAUCCAGUUGCUUGAGAAAAGCCGUGAAGCUCUGCACUAUAACAAUCUGAAACUUGUUUUGAAGUACACAAAUGAUGCCUUUUCCACCUCUCAGAAGACCCUUUUUCAUCCGAGCAUGGUGACCAUGAUGUACUUUCCCGAUGAAUACAAAUUUGGUGUGUAUGCACCUUUCUUUGGGCCUUUGCUCCUACCGAUGAUUGUUUCACUUCUGCGUGAUAUCCGAUACUAUCUUAAAAUUCGAUUCAAAAAACAGACUCACAGCACAGACGAAAGCCGGUGAUUCGUCUAAACGCUAUUGUCAAAUUCAUAAUUAUUAUCAUUAAACGUUUUCUAAAGAUACAAAGGAACAUGCAAGCACUUUGUAUAAAAUCCAGGUUGUUAUUAAUAAAAGGAUGGCCAAAGAAAAAAGGAAAUUAAGCAUAUGAUCGCUGAAAAAGGAAUUGGUUUAAUUGCUGUUGACUAUUUUUUGCCAUUUCAACAGCCGUAUGUCGGAGAAAACCUAUGGAUUCGUUUGUCAUGCAAUGGUAAUUAAACAAGAAAGCCGACCAAACAGUUUCGUAACAAGGCUUCUUCAUUCACCCAAGCGUGCGUUUCCACUGUUUAUGUUAGCGAAUGCUAAAAAGGAAUGGCGCAUGGUUAUCCAAGAGACAAAUCAUGCUUCACUUUUUUGAGGGGUUUGGCAAGUAAAGUAAUUCUCACGAAUCGCAAGACCCUAGGGUUACUUACUGAAUUUGUUUGUGGCAUCCUGACCCGCAUAGUCAAUCAGGUCGCCCACGCCUCCGGGAUGGAAUUGCAGGUACGGUGUGAUGUUGUAUACUUUGCCUUUAAUGCACAUCCAACAAUCAUCUGGCUUGUUGUGUUUUGCAAGCUCUUCUUUCGAAACUUUAAUAAUCGUCGGAACGCCCUAGUAAUGUUAAACUCUCUGUUCUUAAGAAUAAUAGUAUGCAGGAGAAAAAUUUGGUAAACAACUGAAUUGUCAUAGAAAUUGUCACAUUCGUCAAUGAAUGAAACCACUCUCAUGCAUGUUUGUAGAAUAACAUACCGACAAAUUCUGCUUACUCGCAACCAAACGAGCCCAGUCCAAUGGAGAAUGGCCUGCAGCAAGA
This is a messenger RNA of Schizosaccharomyces japonicus yFS275, 2438 nucleotides long. RefSeq names its product pig-S. The transcript is spliced from 3 exons. NCBI's taxonomy places the organism in Eukaryota, Fungi, Ascomycota, Schizosaccharomycetes, Schizosaccharomycetales, Schizosaccharomycetaceae. Gene Ontology annotation, cellular component: endoplasmic reticulum membrane; GPI-anchor transamidase complex. Gene Ontology annotation, biological process: GPI anchor biosynthetic process; attachment of GPI anchor to protein. The record is from RefSeq and is a predicted model, not a curated record. Bases 74 to 1612 code for a protein of 512 amino acids.